Molecule: messenger RNA, 2850 nt
Organism: Neurospora tetrasperma FGSC 2508
Lineage: Eukaryota; Fungi; Ascomycota; Sordariomycetes; Sordariales; Sordariaceae
Exons: 4
Coding region: 1-2850 (949 amino acids)
Source: RefSeq, a predicted model, not a curated record
AUGGACCUUGAAACGAGCACCGAUUUGAUCUCCUUGGAAAGUUCUCUGCCCAGCAAUGCGUGCAGAGCAACAAGCGACUGUGAUCAAUCAUCCAUCUCGGAUGAUCCAGAUGCAGACGAGUAUGCGCGAUGCCAUGGCCUCACCGUUGACAGCUUGAAGCUGGAUCCGUGGAAGGGUGUACUCGAGAGGGAUGCCUGUAUCGCGGCAACUCUCAUUCAGACCGAGUUCGGAGAAAUAAUCGAAUCGGAAAAGCCCCUUGAAGAGCUCGCUUUUCGGCCCAUCCUCGGAAAAGCAGAGCAGUGGUCUGUGUCAGCAGAGUCCCUUGCACUCCUUCAACAAGUCUAUCAUCAUCUUCCAUUGCAUCCGGUCGAUAUUGAACAAGGGGAAGGUCUCGAGUUUCCUGAAAGCGCGCGGAAAGGCGACGAGGCACUUAUGGAGAGUCUGACCAAGGAGACAAUCGAAGUCACCAAGGACACGCUGAUGUUCUUGGUUCAGAGUCUCAAGGCAGACUGGGGUGACGAUGAACAGCGUGACCUCAUGGAAAGCGUCUCAACGUACAGCGGACUGAACAGGGUAGAGCAUGUAACCCCUCCGCUGAGUCCUCGAACACGCCCCGAACCAGAGUAUUACAUUCCCGACGACAAAACUUGUGCGAUCCCGAUUCUAUCCGACCCAGACUCUUCUUUGAGCGCAGAGUUAGAGGCAGUAGAAGGAAAAAUUCUGUCCAAAGACAACAACUUCUGGAGCGGCAUUGCUUCCGAGAAGUCCAAAUCACCGGACAGAUACGAUGAUAUCGACGUAUCAGGAAUGAUAAGAGCCGGGGAAUUUUCGGUGCCCAGAUCAUCUUCGUCUUCCCCGGAACUGAUUGCUCGGGAUUUCAAGAUAGAAGUACCUCUGCUACCGAAUGAUAGCCUUGUAAUUGCAGACAAGGCUCCUCCCCGCGUCCUGCUACCUGAGGACCUGAAAGAGGCCAAAGACCUCAUGGCCAGCGACACCGUUCCAAGCAAAGGAGCUCCAGUGAUGGAUUUCUCCAUUCCUGUCCGUGAAUGGGACGAACACUUUUGGACUGCCCAGGUCAUGUUUGAAUGGAUACGGAAAACAACCGACGUUGACUGGAAGGGCAUCAAAUGGCGAAAAGACAACAUCAAGGAGCAGCAAAUGGUAUGGGCACCCUUGGCCCACAUGGCCGAGAAACAAUUGACAACAGAGGCGGUUGAGGUUGUUCCAAGUGUUCUUGCUUUCUUCCUGGAGGAACCGUGGGAAGGCGAGAUACAAACAAGUGCCGAUUUCGUCAACACACAACCCAGGCUGUUGUUCCUGCGUAGGGAUGAAGAUGAUAAAGAUGAACUCCUUGAGGAGAGAUCAAGGGAACCCAGUGUCCCCCCAUCAAAAGAAUUGGUCCUCUCAAGCACGAGCAUCAAGACAGUCCGUCCUUGCAGUAGGUCAGCACAUGCCUGCCAGGCUCAACAAUCCAUGGAUGUACAGACUAGGCAGGGCCUGUCGUCGCCCCCUCUUGCCAUGUUGCAAUCUCGAGACCUGACAAGCCUUUUGCGUGGAAAGAAGAGGCAACUUGGACCCAUCCAACGGCAGUCGUCACCAGUUACCGGACCUCUGAUCCGGGUCCUCGACAUAACCAACCAUGACGUGCCGAACUCGACACACGUACUGAAGGGUUUUGAGAACGAGUAUAUGGACUUUGGCUCGCUUGUGGAAAAUUUCGUCGAAAUGAACAUGCCAAAAAAGGCCAAGCUCAGCCAUAGCCGCUUCUUCAACCGACCGACGCUGCCCCAGCCAGAAUCCGCAGCCGUCUCCAACACGAAGCCCACGGAACCCAAGGCUCAACCUGCGCCCGCAAUCAUUCUUGCUGUUUCUCCGGACAUCGUCCACCCCAAAACUCCGCCUCGGAUAAUCGUGUCUGCUGCAGUAUCAAAUAUUAUCACGAGCCAUCUGGAGAAAUUGGUGCCAGGAAUUAACCUCAUCGUACGCGACCACGAGCGACUCAGGGCAGAAAACGCGCCCCCGGGUAGCAAGCAGCCAAAUUGCGAUGAGGCCGACUUCGUCUUGUCCCCAGCCACAGGGAUUAUAGUUACGACCAUGGUAAAACUAAGACAGAAACCCCUCCCCGCAGCCCCAGGCCAGCAACAGCAACUACAACAACAGCCAACCUUCCGCAAUGUAGUCGAGAACGUAGCAAUACGUCAUGAACGGCUGAUCGUUCUCAUCUCAGAGGGAAACAAACACAGUGAGACCAUGAACCCGCUCUCCCAAUCUGACGCGAAAGCCCUCGCCGAGUUCCAGUGUUUCGCGAGUGCGCUACAGGCGCAAACUGACGUGUACGUCUAUUAUGUUGGCGGAGGCACCGAGACGCUGGCCAAGUGGGUGGCAGCUACAAUAUGCGAUUAUGGAACUGAAGCUCAAGAGUGGCAGAGCAUACUGCUGCCUGUGGAAACAGGUUGGGAGCUUUUCCUGCGGAGAGCGGGAAUGAAUGUUUUUGCUGCGCAGGUUGUCCUUGGGAUGCUCAGGGUUCCUGAUGACGAGGUUGCGAUCGGUGGAAAGGAGGGUAAGCUGUACGGCUUGCCGGCCUUCCUGAUGAUGUCGAAAGACGAGAGGGCAGAGAAGUUUGCGGAAAUAUUUGGUGGGAGGAGGCUUCUGGAUGCAGUGAGCGCUGUGGUUGAUGAGCCCUGGGGAGACGGAAAUGUGAAAGAGGUGGACAACAGCGGGAUGAGUCAGGAUAAGGAGGUUGUUGAUAUUUUCAGUGAUGAUAUCGAAUUCUCUGGCGGCUUAGGUCCAGAUGAUCCCAUGAAGCAGUUUUCUGAUGGGCUUGGCCACAAUUCUUCACCAUGGGAGUGA